Messenger RNA from Colletotrichum higginsianum IMI 349063, 513 nucleotides. RefSeq names its product E3 ubiquitin ligase complex SCF subunit scon-3. The transcript is spliced from 4 exons. Gene Ontology annotation, biological process: SCF-dependent proteasomal ubiquitin-dependent protein catabolic process; mitotic cell cycle. Bases 1 to 513 code for a protein of 170 amino acids. Gene Ontology annotation, cellular component: cytoplasm; nucleus. The record is from RefSeq and is a predicted model, not a curated record. Gene Ontology annotation, molecular function: cullin family protein binding. Lineage: Eukaryota; Fungi; Ascomycota; Sordariomycetes; Glomerellales; Glomerellaceae.
AUGGCCGCCGAAAAGAAGGACUCCAAGAUCUGGGUGCAGUCCAACGACAACAUCACCAUUCCCGUCGAUCGCGUUGUCGCUGAGCGCUCCAUGCUCAUCAAGAACAUGCUCGAGGAUGUUGGCGACGAUAGUAUCAGCCAGGAGAACCCUAUUCCCAUCCCGAACGUGAACGAGGCUGUCCUUCGCAAGGUGAUUGAGUGGUGCGAGCACCACCGCAACGAUCCCGUCCAGACCCAGGAUGAUGAGAACGACGCUCGCAAGAAGACUACCGAGAUUGAGGAGUGGGAUCAGAAGUUUAUGCAGGUUGACCAGGAGAUGCUCUUUGAGAUCAUCCUUGCCUCCAACUACCUGGACAUCAAGCCCCUCCUCGACGUUGGCUGCAAGACGGUCGCCAACAUGAUCAAGGGCAAGUCCCCGGAGGAAAUUCGUAAGACAUUCAACAUCACCAACGACUUUACGCCCGAGGAAGAGGAGCAGAUUCGCCGUGAGAACGAGUGGGCCGAGGACCGAUGA